Messenger RNA from Oncorhynchus keta (chum salmon), 3087 nucleotides. RefSeq names its product leucine rich repeat protein 1 (gene lrr1). Gene Ontology annotation, molecular function: protein binding. The coding region runs from base 585 to 1856 and encodes 423 amino acids. The record is from RefSeq and is a predicted model, not a curated record. The transcript is spliced from 4 exons. Lineage: Eukaryota; Metazoa; Chordata; Actinopteri; Salmoniformes; Salmonidae.
UCAAACAAAAUCACAUCUGCGCAUGUGUACGUUUAUCAGUUCUCUUCGCGCGUUCGAUCCUCUGGGUAGCUACGUUUCCUUGUUGUUCUUUGGGUCCAUGUUGACAGGUUAGUUUGCAUGCUAGAGAGAACUUGCAUGAUUUUUUUUGUCAACUCUUGUAUUCCAUAACGGUCCGGUAAAGCGUUUGAAACAUUUCGUUAGUUAUGUUGUCAUAACUUGCAGUUUGCCAACGUAAGUGUAUAUGCUGUGCUACCUUUUUUUAGCAACUAACCUAGUCAGCUAUCUAACUAUGUUCGUUGUCUGACUGAGUGUGCUAGAAGAUAACAGAUGUCCAUGUAUUUGACUUAGCUACAAACUAGCUAUAAAAACUCCUAAGGUUGAGACAUCUUGCUAGCAAAGUAACUUAGUGGCGUGACAAGGGCUAACGUUACCUUUUUUUAUGCCAGCAGGUUGUGUUAAACGAAAAUCAUACAUGGGAUCAAACUGCCCGUUUGGUUUGGAAAAACUUUUUUGAACACAUUUAUUUAUUGGGAUAUAUUUACAGAACUAACACAGGUCACGCAUUUAUUUAUACACCUCGAGCAAUGAAGCUUCAGUGCGACGUCGAAGUCGUGAACCGGAUGCUUCCCACGUAUGGGAUGAAAAACAGAGGAAAGGGAGCAAGGGCUGUGCUGUCUAUUGGGAGACAUGUGGACAAGACCACACAACGCCACAACAUUUAUCUAAUGAUCUGUACAGCAAAGGAUAGGACAGGAACGAAAUAUAAGCUAAAAGAAAACAUUGAAACAUUCUUCACCAGGUUUGUUGAGGAGGGCAAAGCCACUGUGAGACUGAAGGAGCCCGCUGUUGACAUCUGCUUGAGCAAGUUUCAGGCUGAUGCUAACAGCUUGAAGAACUUCCUCUCGGCUGCUCGGUUGGCUCACAGAGGAAAUGACAUGGACAGCCUGCCUCUCUCUACACUGACGCCCGUCCGAGCCAGGGAUGUGGAGAAGCCCAAGAAGAAGCUAACUAUUGUAUCCAAGAAGGACUAUCCAUUGACCUCCAAUUUUCCCUACUCAUUAGAGCAGCUACAGGUGUCCUACUGCAAGCUCUCACGGGUGGACAUGCGAAUGCUAUCCCUCAAGGCACUGCGCAGACUGGACCUCAGUAAUAACAACAUAAAAAAACUUCCUGACACUAUCGGUGACCUGGGCUGCCUGGCUGAGCUUAUUCUUCACAACAACCACUUAGAGACCUUUAGUGAAGCCCUCUGCCUGUCCAGCCUCCAGCGCACACUUCAACACCUCGACCUGAGUCAGAACCGCCUGCAGGCCCUGCCGCCUCACUUCUGCCAGCUGCGAGAGCUGAUCAACCUCAAGAUGGACAACAACGGACUGGUGUGGCUGCCUUUUCGCAUCAGCCAUCUCUCCAAGCUGCGCUUUUUGUCAGCUGCACACAACCAGCUGGCCCUGCUGCCAGGGGACUUCCGAAAGUUAAAUCUGGAGAACCUGGACCUGUUUGGUAAUCCGUUCGCCCAUCCCAACCCCCUGGACCACACCAUCCAGCUCACCUUCCCCCUGACACUGCAGGAGAUGGCCGCCAGGGCUGUGGCCAACCUCAGAAUCCCGUACGGGCCUCAUCUCAUCCCUGCCCACCUUUGUCAAGACCUGGAGGUUGCCAAGACCUGUGACUGUGGCUGUACCUGUGUGAACUACUACAUCAAAACAGCAGUCAGCAUGAAUCUGCAUCUGGUGUCUCACACUGUGGUUUUGGUAGAUGACAUGGGAGGAACAGAUGCACCGGUGCAGCAUCACUUUUGCUCCCUAUCAUGUUACUCUGAGUUCCUAGACCAAUGCCUUCAGCGAGGCCUGAGAUGAUUUAAGUCCCUCAACUGUUCCACAGAAAUCAGUACCGUAGCUAGGUUUCCAUCCAAUUUGCGACAGAUUUUAAUUUAGAAUAUUCUUAAAUCUGCAUAAAAAAAAGGAUGCUUGUUUUCCCACCAGAGAUGGUUCAAUCAAAUUGACAUUUUUUGCGGUUAAAUGCUGUGUGAUGACGUAGUGCACAUAAAAAUAACUUUUCAUUGUUAAAUCCCAUGUACAGAAUGUGAAAACACAAGUUAAAUGGGUUUCCGUCGUAUUGUCAAGUCUACUGAUGGGUUUUGUCACAAAUGUUGUGUUAUACAGCAAAUGUACCCACUCUGGUCUUGGCAUGUGCUCUCUAGCCAACAGCUCACAGACACAGUGCAGGUAGGCUACCUACAUGAUGAGAUUUUAUUAUGGAGCAGAGUGAUAUUAUUUGUCAAAUGGCAGGCAAGCAUCGAUCAUUAUGUCACCAGAAUAAGACCGUCAAUACUUCAAGCUCAACACUGUGCUCUUUCACCACCCUGUGAAGUUCAUAAGUUAGUUCAUCUGUAGCUUAAUAAAUGCAUGGUUUCCCAGGUUGUAGUGGGAGGAACACACAAAAUAUCAUCACAUGACUCCCAAGUUUACUUUGAUGUGAUGGUUAUUGUAUCAAUAUUUGCACAUAAAGGCGUUUCCACUGUGAUUUCUCACAUAAUUAAUUUUAGACACAAAAAGAUCCCACCAUGUCAAACAAAUAAUUGGUAUUUAUAGAAUUGUAACGGCAUUUCCUGUUUCCAUCAGCCCAGUUGUAACUUUUUUCCAUGCAUUAGGUAAUUAAUCCGCAUGAAAUGGUCGGAUGGAAACGUGGUUAAUGCUUUUGGUAUUAUUCUGAAGGCAAUGGUGACCAGCCAGUGUAGGGCAAUGGUGACCAGCCAGUGUAGGGCAAUGGUGACCAGCCAGUGUAGACUGUAAUGUAAAGGGCAGUAUGAACUCUUUGGUCAUUGGACCCAACACGCAUCUCAGAACUUCUUAUGUAACCACUGAUUGGACAUGUGCUGAUGUUCAGACAUUUUGCAUUCAAGUGUGUUUCACCAUCGGUGGUACAGAUUGAUAAACCUAAAAUGACAAUUAGUAGUUUAUAUUUGUUUAAACAAUGUGUGUUUGUGUAUAUAAACAUUUUUAUAUGUUUGUGGAAUUCAAAAAAUGUUUUAUUUUUUACUGUAUUGGUACAAGUUUGAAAGGAAAUUAAAGAAACUAUCCAUAUCUA